AUGGCGUUGGAUGCCAAAUUUUUCCAAGAUAUGGAGGUGGUUUUGGCUGAAAAGGAUUCUGAAGAAGCCCUAGAGAAAUUUCGAGGCGUUCUUGAUUAUAUGACUGGUCUAUCGCCGUCCCUCUUUGUUGAAGCUGUCUCAAACGUCGCAAGCAUGAUAUGUCAGGGCACAGUGACAGUCAUUACAGCUCGUCAAAUCGGUACAGAAUUGAUCCAUUACACCGACAGUUUCCCCGACGACCACCUAGUCAUAUCAGCAUUCUUUCAAAUGCUCUCACGACUGCAGUCCCGUGUUAUUGCACUUGAAGCGCAGUUGGCUAAUUUACGAGAUCUCCUUGCUCAGCGUCUCGUAAAAGUCGGUGAUCUUCGAGAAGCUGUUACGGUGCUUCGUGGGAUACCUAUCGAUUCUCAUACGUGCGUUUACUCUGAUGAAUAUAAAUUGGAAAUAUGCUCCCGAAUAGUGGAUGGCUUCUUCAAGCUUAAGGAACCCGACAAUGUUGAGUCAGCUAUCAAUUCGGUCUCGAAGCUACUGAACAACUGCAAGGACGAACGCUUGAAAAUGCGUUUCAAGAUUGCACAGGCACAACUCAUGGAUGCCAAGCGAAAGUUUCUAGAGGCCGGUCAACGAUACAUUGAAUUAUCGAUUCGCUUCCGUGAAAUCUCAACGGAUGCUGAAAGAACUGCCUUUCUUGAGCAUGCACUGCUAUCCGCCAUCUUGGGAGGCGCGGGUCAGCAGCGGGCCCGCCUUCUGGCCUUCCUUUACAAAGAUGAGCGUUGUCAUGCUCUCCAGGCCUUCCCUAUUCUUGAAAGGAUGUAUAAACAACGUCUGAUAAGCCGAGAGAAUAUGAGGAGUUUGCGUCCCCUUCUCAUUCAGUACUAUCCUCACAUCUUCGGUGAUGGAGGGCAGCAACUAGAGGAGGUUCUGGAGCGAGUUGUGGUGGAACACAACAUGCUUGCCGCCAGCUACCUCUACAAUAACAUUACCUUGGAGAAUCUUGGUGAAUUACUGGAGGUCGAAACUAGUCAGGCUGAAUCGAUUGCCGCGCAGAUGAUCGAGGAGAACCGAAUGGUCGCCCAAAUAGAUCAAAUCGAUGGAGUCGUAUACUUUGAGAAAGACAGUGGGACAACAUCGGCGAAUACCCGAAUGCAGAAUUUGUGGACCUCGCUGAACCGCAUUCUUGAGGGCAUCGAAACUGACCAUCCACAGUGGGUUUCAGCUCGCUUGGGAAGUGUUGCUUGA
Echinococcus granulosus is the source of this 1239-nucleotide messenger RNA. Its product is annotated as COP9 signalosome complex subunit 4. Lineage: Eukaryota; Metazoa; Platyhelminthes; Cestoda; Cyclophyllidea; Taeniidae. The record is from RefSeq and is a predicted model, not a curated record. The coding region runs from base 1 to 1239 and encodes 412 amino acids. Gene Ontology annotation, cellular component: cytosol; COP9 signalosome. The transcript is spliced from 9 exons.